Messenger RNA from Ziziphus jujuba (common jujube), 1264 nucleotides. Its product is annotated as vacuolar protein sorting-associated protein 28 homolog 2. NCBI's taxonomy places the organism in Eukaryota, Viridiplantae, Streptophyta, Magnoliopsida, Rosales, Rhamnaceae. Gene Ontology annotation, cellular component: ESCRT I complex. The transcript is spliced from 2 exons. Gene Ontology annotation, molecular function: protein-containing complex binding. Bases 339 to 968 code for a protein of 209 amino acids. The record is from RefSeq and is a predicted model, not a curated record. Gene Ontology annotation, biological process: protein transport to vacuole involved in ubiquitin-dependent protein catabolic process via the multivesicular body sorting pathway.
UAUUUUUAUUUUUUAUUUGAGUUUUUGGGUUUGAUUUGGGGUUUCUUUCUCUCUUUUUAUUCUUAGCUUUUCUUAAGAGAUUGGGGUUUUGAGUUCGAUUUGGAGGUUUUGUUAGUUCAGCAGUUUGCAUUGUUCUGCUUGUUUCUUGUAAAUAUUGUUUCUUUAUCUGUUUGGAUGCCUGGAUUUCAAAGGAAAAUACUGGGAAACAAACAAACUAGUGAAGAAGGUUCUUUCUCUGCGCGUGACCCGUUCUCUUCUCCAAUCCUCCACACAAAACACAACCCCAAAACCUCUCCUGUUUCAGCGAUUCUUUUGAGGUAUCUAAAUAUAAUACCCAGAUGGAGGUUAAGCUCUGGAACGACAAGCGCGAGAGAGAAAUGUAUGACAACUUCGCUGAGCUCUACGCCAUUAUAAAGGCCACCGAGAAGCUUGAGAAGGCCUACAUUCGGGACAUUAUCUCCUCGUCGGAGUACGAGGCUGAAUGUCUAAAACUCAUUGCCCACUUCAAAACCUUAGCUUCCACACUCAAAGAUACCAUACCUAGCAUAGAACGCUUUGCUGAUACUUACAAGAUGGAUUGCCCAGCAGCUUUAAACCGCCUAAUUACCUCUGGGGUACCUGCCACGGUGGAGCACCGGGCUGCUGCGGCUGCCUCUGCUAACACGUCGGCAGCUGCCGUGGCCGAGUGUACACAGCAUUUCAUCACGGCAAUGGACACGUUGAAACUCAAUAUGGUUGCGGUUGAUCAGGUGCAUCCCGCUCUCUCUGCCCUUGCAGCAUCACUGAAUAAGGUGACCUUUCUGCCUCCAGAUUUUCUGGGGAAGGUGAAAUUGAGGGAAUGGAUUGGAAAGCUGUUGAAGAUGGGUGCCGCGGAUGAGUUGUCUGCCUUGGAAGCUCGGCAGCUUGUCUAUGAUCUUGAAGCAUCAUAUGAUUUAUUCAUGGCAGCUUUGCCCAAUGCUGGUACUUGAUUGACUUGGGUAAGUUUGUAAAUAAGUGGGCAUGCUCGUUUGCUUGGAUGAUUCGAUUACAUGGUGUUCUGUGUUAGUUACAGCUACCAGGUAGCACCUCAGUGAUUACAUGGAAUGGGUUAUCAUUUUAUACCUUUAAUGAAUAGACUGGAUCUCUCUUUUUAAUAUCAAUGUUUUGUAUCUAUCAUGGAAGUUGCCAUUUUGUUGCUAUGCUAUGUAAGUACUUCUUAAGUGACUCUAUUAUUCGCUUUUUUGAUUUUAGAGGAAUUCAACACUAGAAUCUGAUCUUUGAGUUC